Anguilla rostrata (American eel) is the source of this 3397-nucleotide messenger RNA. Its product is annotated as proliferation-associated protein 2G4. The record is from RefSeq and is a predicted model, not a curated record. The coding region runs from base 112 to 1290 and encodes 392 amino acids. NCBI's taxonomy places the organism in Eukaryota, Metazoa, Chordata, Actinopteri, Anguilliformes, Anguillidae. The transcript is spliced from 13 exons.
AGCUUCCGGGCAGGAGGAGGCCGGGCUGGAGCAGCGGAUUCGAGCCUGUUUGUGUGACGGACCUCGCUGCUGACACAUCGGCGGAAAGUUGAUACGGAGCUGCUGGGCAAGAUGUCUGACGACGAGCAGCAAGAGCAGACCAUCGCCGAAGACUUGGUGGUGACCAAGUACAAAAUGGGGGGUGACAUUGCUAACCAGGCCUUGCGGGCAGUGGUGGAGGCAGCCAAGGUGGGGGUGUCCGUGCUGUCCCUCUGCGAGAAAGGAGACUCCCUCAUCAUGGUGGAGACCGGAAAGAUCUUCAAGAAGGAGAAAGAAAUGAAGAAAGGCAUCGCCUUCCCCACCAGCGUCUCGGUCAACAACUGCGUGUGCCACUUCUCCCCUCUGAAGAGUGACCCUGACUACACACUCAAGGAAGGAGACCUGGUCAAAAUUGAUCUUGGGGUGCACGUGGACGGCUUCAUCGCUAACGUGGCUCACAGCUUCGUCAUCGGAGCGACUAAGGAGGCACCUGUGACGGGCCGGAAGGCUGAUGUCAUCAAGGCCGCCCACCUGUGCGCAGAGGCCGCCCUUCGCCUGGUCAAACCUGGCAACCAGAACACGCAGGUGACCAAGGCGUGGAACACGAUCGCCCAGUCGUUCAAAUGCACGGCCAUCGAAGGUAUGCUGUCCCACCAGCUGAAGCAGCACGUCAUCGAUGGAGAGAAGACCAUCAUUCAGAAUCCAACCGAGCAGCAAAAAAAGGACCACGAGACGGCGGAGUUCGAGGUACACGAGGUCUACGCGGUGGACGUGCUGAUCAGUACCGGAGAAGGGAAGGCACGGGACGCCGGCCAGAGGACCACCAUCUACAAGCGGGACCCCAGCAAACAGUACGGGCUGAAGAUGAAGACGUCCCGCUCCUUCUUCAGCGAAGUAGAGAGGCGCUUCGACACCAUGCCCUUCACUCUGAGGGCGUUCGAGGAUGAAGCCAAGGCCCGGCUGGGCGUGGUGGAGUGCGCCAAGCACGAGCUGCUGCAGCCCUUCAACGUCCUGCACGAGAAGGAGGGUGAGUUUGUGGCGCAGUUCAAGUUCACGGUCCUCCUGAUGGCCAACGGCCCCUUGAGGAUCACCAGCGGGCCCCUGGAGCCGGAGCUGUACAAGUCCGAGCACCAGGUGCAGGACGCGGAGCUGAAGGCCCUGCUACAGAGCUCUGCCAGCCGCAAGACUCAGAAGAAGAAGAAAAAGAAGGCUUCCAAGAAUGCAGAGAACGCCACAGGUCAGCCGGUGGAGGAGAACGAGGCAGCGGAAUAGGCCCCCCCCCACACACACACACACACACACACGCACGCACACGCGCACACACACACGCACCGCAAACACCCCAAAGAACAGAAACCCUUCAGACAAAAUCUUGUCGGCCCCACGGCAAAGCCUGUUAAUUCCGGUCCCCACUAGCGCUUACUGCCCCAAAUUUAAAACUGGACAUUAACUGGAAAGGGCUUUUUUUUUUGUUUUUGUUUUGUUUUUUUUUGGCUGAAAAGAGCCCUUGAGAUCUGAAUCUUUCGGCUAACCUGGCCACCUCUUUGAACGGGAAUCCUUUGCACUUUUGGCCAUGAUUUGUAGCUGAAUUUCAUUGCUACUCCACUCCUCAGUUUGUCCCAGCGUCUCAAAAAUGAUGCGAUCGGUCAAAGUCGCAUCAGUUAUCCUACACUGUAGUAGUUUGCAGCAGUGUGGUGUGGACAAUCAACACACUGAGCAUUAGGAUCCAGAGCAUGCUUCGAGGACUACUGAAUGACUGAAAAACUAGUUUGAAUUCUGUUGACCAAGUAUUCCUGCAAAUGCUCACAUGUAAAAUUCGUACCUGUCUGAAUUUAUUCUUUAAAUUGCCAGCAGCCGGUUGGAACCAUUUUAGCUGAGCAAAGUGGCCAGUUCCUCUCUCUUCUGUCAGAGGCUGAAAUGAGUUCGGAGGUUUAGGCAGGCAAACGACAUUCCCACAGAGCAGUUGGAGAGAGAACGCCGGUAGGAUCCACUCUCUGUCCGUGGAGAAGGACACAGCUAUCUCGCACACACGCAUACCUACACACACGCACACACACACACACACACAUACACCCUGUUAGGGCAAAGUAAACCACAGAAUGGGCGUGUCCCGCUACUGCCAUCCCACCCUGCCUCCCUUCCUAGGGCAGUCAUUUGCUUUCUUGAGAGUCUAACUUUUAACAUACCUUGCGGAAAAGGCGCCCAUUUUGAGUCCCUAUGAAUUUGGAAAACUACGCGGGUAUUACAUUCCCCCCUAGUUUUUUUUUCUUUAUUUCCUAAAGGGUAUACCUCACUGUAGUCAGGUUGCACACCCCUCCCCCCCUCCAGUGUGAUUCUUAACUGACACCCAUUUGUUUUUGGGAACGCUUGUCUUCCGCUCCUUUUGGUUCGUCUAGGCUGGCGUGUGCUAAUUACCUUCCUUUUCUCCAUCAUGAACUUGGGCUCACUUUAGACUUCUGCAGCCACACCUCCAAAAGCACUCCCCCCCCCGCAGUUCAGCGAGACAGAUGGACUUGGUUGCCAGAUUUGAUUCGGGUCGCCAGAUUGUCAUCACAAUGUUUCAUCCCUCAUUUACAACUCGGGUGGCGAGUCGACAUGCCAGUGACCAGGGAAUGCGAUUGGCUGCAGCUGGUCGCUUGUUACCUGUUGUUGAAGUAGCAAACUGCUGUUCAGGACCCCUUAUUUUUCUUUUUUCUUUUUUUUUGGUAUUAAGGAAUUUGUUAAUUGUGUGCAGAUCAGAAUGUGGGUAAGGAGUCUGAGAAAAGGAUGAAUGUUUCUCCCUUGUUGCGAACGGUGACGUCACUUUUGGAAUUUGGGUUCACACCAUCAGUAGCUUGUUAGAGCAGUGAGCAUUGCUUUUGCACUGUCCCACAACACCAGGGGGAACCUCCUACCCUUUACUUAAACGUUAAAGAUCUGUGACAUUCAGCCGCUGCGAGCAUACGCUUUAAUUAAAGGCAAAAAAAGACCGCAAACCCAAAAUGAAGAAUUUAGCAACGCCGUUUGAAGGUCCUGUGGAGGUAGACGCAGUGUCCUGCAGUGACAGCUGAUCACCCCUACGCUUACUCCGUGGGUGCCGGAGCUACCGUCGUAAUUUCCGGGUUUCAAAUUGUACUGUAACUUGGAGCAAGAAGCCGUUAAAUGUCCCGGUAAAACGAACACGCAUUCACUUGUCGCUUUUUGAGGGGGUAGUGUUAUCCUGACAUACAUUCGCCUUUGGGUCAGACACACUGUUUUUGAAAAAGAGGCUCAGAGACAGUGUGCCGGAAUUUUUGGGUGGAGGAAGAAAACGGCCUGUCCCUUGUUUUUGUUCGUUUUUGUUCUUUGCUGAAAACGGAAAAAAAUAAUUGAAAUAAACUUUAUAAUAAUACCAAACCUA